AGUCGCCGCCGUUACGUAUUACGGCGGCGACGCUGACGUACGAUCCCGCGGCCAGUGCGGCGUCUGACGUCAUCGUCGGCGUCUAUGGCAGACGCAUCCUCGAAACAGCAGUCGCCCAGCUACGACCUGUUCUUUCCCUCUCGUACUGCUGAGGAGCAGCUGCUGGGAUGCCAAAGAAGUUCCAGGGCGAGAACUCCAAGGCGGUCACAGCCAGAGCCCGCAAGGCCGAGGCCAAGGCAGUGGCAGACGCCCGCAAGAAGAAGGAAGAGGAGGAUGCUUUGUGGCAGGAAACGGACAAACAUGUACUGAAAAAAGAGCAGAGAAAGGAUGACAAGGAGAAGAAGAGGAUGGAACUCCUGGAGAGGAAAAAGGAAAACCAGCGUCUUCUGGAUGAGGAGAGUGCCAGGAUUAAAGGCAAAGCCUUAAGGGAGGCUGCAGCCGGAGGGAAAAUGACUCGUGCCCAGAUUGAGGAGACUCUUCUGAACGAGGAGCAGGACCAGCAGCUCGACCCGAAAGAAAAGAACCACCUGGAGACUCCACUAGAGGAGAACGUGAACAGAAUUAUCCCAGAAGAAGGAACAGAGGAAGCCAGAACAAUAGAAGAUGCCAUCGCAGUGCUUAGCACGGGGCCUGAGGACCUGGACCGCCACCCAGAGCGGAGGCUGAAAGCAGCGUUUCUCGCCUAUGAGGAGGCCAACAUGUCCCGCCUAAAAAAUGAGAACCCCAACAUGAGAUUGUCGCAGCUGAAGCAACAGUUGAAGAAGGAGUGGAUGAAGGCACCAGAGAAUCCCCUGAACCAGCGCUUUUCCACGUACAACUCAAAGUGAAUGCACUCCUUCCGCCGGUAAUGCCAUUUGAAAACUGCACAUCGGAGAGUUUCAUUUAAAAAACGAGUGCUGCUGACGAGAACAUCGGCACUUCCUGCUCAGAAACAGUAUCUCCGGCACCAGAGGACUCUUCUUUGUUGUUCCACUCACUUGCAAGGAGACGCUCACCCCCCACCUCAUCAACGUCACAACUGAUCAUCGUGUGUGUGUGUGCACGUGGCCCUUUAAUGAGGAAUCUCAGCAUCUAAUAAAUUUAAUUUCAUCUCUUUUUUUUUUAAAGCACUUCUGGGAAGCUGGGGAAGAUGUCUUCAGAGUAACUUAUUAAAGUUCACCAUUCAAAUAAUCAA
Scophthalmus maximus (turbot) is the source of this 1174-nucleotide messenger RNA. It is a transcript of the gene ccdc124, whose product is annotated as coiled-coil domain containing 124. Gene Ontology annotation, cellular component: nucleus. Bases 168 to 827 code for a protein of 219 amino acids. Gene Ontology annotation, molecular function: transcription coactivator activity. Lineage: Eukaryota; Metazoa; Chordata; Actinopteri; Pleuronectiformes; Scophthalmidae. The record is from RefSeq and is a predicted model, not a curated record. Gene Ontology annotation, biological process: transcription by RNA polymerase II. The transcript has 5 exons.